Hepatospora eriocheir is the source of this 282-nucleotide messenger RNA. Lineage: Eukaryota; Fungi; Microsporidia; Hepatosporidae. The record is from the annotation of a GenBank genome assembly.
AUGACAAAUCACAAUAGUAAUCAUAAGAAAGCAAUAGAAUUAAUUAAAAGUUUUAACCCUGUAAAAGAAUGUGACAUUGAAUCAGAUGAUACAUUUUCACUUUAUUACGAUUCUUCAAAUUUCACAGAAGACAAUGUUUUAUCAGAAACCAAUUUCUCUACAGAUGAAACUUUUAAAUCAACAUUAGUACAUGUAAGUGAAGAUUUUAGUUAUUUUGAUCCAUUACAAAAUAUAAAAGAUCAAUUAGAAUAUGAUUUAAAGAAAUAUAGAAAUAGAAAAUAA